Molecule: messenger RNA, 1336 nt
Organism: Vidua macroura (Pin-tailed whydah)
Lineage: Eukaryota; Metazoa; Chordata; Aves; Passeriformes; Viduidae
Product: E3 ubiquitin-protein ligase Topors-like
Exons: 2
Coding region: 644-1099 (151 amino acids)
Biological process (GO): protein monoubiquitination; protein polyubiquitination
Molecular function (GO): ubiquitin protein ligase activity; metal ion binding
Source: RefSeq, a predicted model, not a curated record
CCAGGCUCACUGGGUGUGCUGCCAGCAGGACACGGAGGAAUCGUGCCCUCUCCCCUGCCCUGUGAGGCCACACCUGGAGUGCUGUGCCCGCUCUGGGCUCUCCAGCCCACGAGAGAUGAGGAGCUACUAGGGAGAGCCCAGGAAGGGCCACAAACACGGUGAAGGAAGAGGAGUGUCUCUCUUAUGAGGGAAAGCUGAGAGAGUUGGGUCGGUUCACCCUGGAAAGUACACAGCAGCACCAGACUCACCACAGGACCUGACAAACUGAGGAGUUUCAGGCCACCAAAAGACAUCUGACACGCCGUGGAGCAGGGUCUUUUCCCUCUGGGCUGUUUGUUGUGCUCACCAGGCAACAGCCAGGUGCCACAGGCUCCUGUAUUUGCACACUCGGCCCAGCGUGCGGCCUUCAGCAGGACCCAGGCCCUGCACUGGCAGUGCCCCACAGCACCACUGAGGGCUCCCAGCCACUUCCUCCUUCCCGGACCGCCUCAUGCAGGUACCCUGUGCCAGCUGAGUCCCACUGGCUGGGCGGAGCAGUGUGGAAGGGAGAUUUCUCCCGGAAUGGGGAGCAGCACGCCUGGGGGAACGGAGCGGGAGGCAGGUGUCGAAGGCAGCUGAGGGGCGGCUCGGUCACUUUCCACCCAUGGCGCCCGGUGCCGCGGAGGCUCUGCGGGAGAGCGGCUCCGCCGCGCCGGCCGCCACGAGCGGGGGGCAGCGGGAGGCAGCGGCAGCCGGGCUGUGCCCCAUCUGCCUGGGCGCCGUGGACAACGCGGCGCACGUGGACACCUGCCUGCACACCUUCUGCUUCGCCUGCAUCCGGCAGUGGGCUGCCGUGCGCGCCGCCUGCCCGCUCUGCAGGCAGCGCUUCGGCCGCAUCCUGCACACGGUCAGGGCGGACGACGACUACCAGGAGUACGUGCUCGGCCCGCCCGGCUGCCAGCAGAGCGCCGCGGCCGCGCAGAGCGUGCUCGGCACAUCCCCGCGCUGGCGCUACCACCUGCGCCCGCGGCCCCACCGCCGUCCCGCUGCCAGGAGAAGGGGGCGGCCGCCAGGGGACGGAGAGAGAGCUCCAAGAACCUCUGACACCUCUGCCCGAUAGGCUGCAGCGCAGCGCUCGACCCGCCCUGCCGGUGGACCUGCCAGCCUGGGGGCGCGGCUUACGGCCCUCAUGUGCUUGGAAUGAGCAUCCAGAGGCUUUGCGGAGCACGCGUCUCUCGCAGCAUCUUCGUACAUUGCAUGUGAAUACACUAAUUCGAUGGAGGUCUUAUUUUAUCUCUGUCUCUCUUUUUCAUUACUUUUAUUAUUAGUCAUAAUAGUAUUGUUAUUUUUUAAAUUA